Messenger RNA from Pyrus x bretschneideri (Chinese white pear), 801 nucleotides. RefSeq names its product ferredoxin, root R-B1. Gene Ontology annotation, cellular component: plastid. The transcript is spliced from 2 exons. The coding region runs from base 167 to 628 and encodes 153 amino acids. Gene Ontology annotation, biological process: electron transport chain. Gene Ontology annotation, molecular function: electron transfer activity; 2 iron, 2 sulfur cluster binding. The record is from RefSeq and is a predicted model, not a curated record. NCBI's taxonomy places the organism in Eukaryota, Viridiplantae, Streptophyta, Magnoliopsida, Rosales, Rosaceae.
ACCAAUUCAUUUCACUCUCUCUGUCUAUAAAUAGUCAUCAUAAACAGUGACUCCUCUGCCUCGCUUUCUCCGCUCUGCCGAAUCAAAGACAUCCCCACCCACGUCAGUCCUCAUCAACCUUCUCACAUCACUCCUCACCAAACCUUCCCUCUCAUUGCGGCUAAACAUGUCAGCCAUGACAACCGUACAAGUUCCCUCCCAAUGCAUGUUCAGACAUGUGCCCCAAAAGCGGUUCACCAGUUCAAUUGUGAAGUUAUCUCCUCCUCUUGGAUCUGUGAAGAAUAUCUCAAAGUCCUUUGGCUUGAAAGCAUCCUCCAACUCCCGGGCAUCAAUGGAAGUAUACAAGGUUAAACUGAUUGGACCAGAUGGCGUGGAGAACGAAUUUGAGGCGGCGGAUGAUUGUUACAUCUUAGAUGCAGCUGAGAAUGCUGGAGUUGAGCUGCCAUAUUCUUGCAGGGCUGGGGCAUGCUCGACCUGUGCGGGGAAGCUGGCGUCAGGUUCAGUGGAUCAGUCCGAUGGUUCAUUCCUCGACGACAAUCAAAUGAAGGAGGGUUAUGUGCUGACUUGUGUCUCGUACCCGACUUCAGACCUUGUGAUUCACACUCACAAGGAAAGUGAGCUGUAUUAGGUGGGUUUGGCGUCGGCAUUGAGUAGAAUAUUGAAAGUGGUGGUUUAUGCUUCACAUGUCAAGGCUCUCAUAGACCUUCCCUUUUGUUCUGUUCGUUGUGGAAUCGUAUUGCAAUUAAAUGUUAAGAGCACUUCCAGCGUGGGAGCCCUUCCUCCAGGCUAUUCUCUAUUUAA